Messenger RNA from Cylicocyclus nassatus, 298 nucleotides. NCBI's taxonomy places the organism in Eukaryota, Metazoa, Nematoda, Chromadorea, Rhabditida, Strongylidae. The record is from the annotation of a GenBank genome assembly.
GGACUGCUCAAACGCUGCAUUUGGAAUGCAUGUUGGAGGUUUUGAGUGAGGUGAAAAAGACAGAACUUCUCAUGAGCAACAUUUUCAACGAUACCUUAUGUAUGCAGUUGAGACACGUGGAUUAGUUCUUCCACGUCUUUCACUUCGUCUCCGUCGCUCUUCGCAACCAUCAACAUCGAGAUCAACUCAUCUCCUCUCCAGCACUCUGCAUCUGACUGUGUACGGUUGCACUCUUCAACCUUUUGACAAGCACCGUCCUUUGGAUCAUAUCAAGCCAGCUUCGCUUCUUCUUUUUCGA